AUGGUAUCUUCGCGUCGCUUAGACAUGGUUGCCGGGAGACAGGAUAGAGAAUUUUCUGUCCCUCAGAGCUCGACCUCGGACCAAGAACAAUCCCGCGUCCAGCCAUUCUUGCACCCAAGCGGCUUUCAUGGUAUCGAGGGUUUACAACCUGGGAGAGAAUAUAUAGCAGGCAGAACGUCGCCUGGAGAGUCACUGACUGAAAAUUCAUCAUCUAGCACAUUGCCUGUAGGCACGUUGCCCUGGAAUCCCUUCAAUCAAGACCCCGAUCUGACCGUACUACCUGCCUCUUCGCCAACUUUCCAGAGUCUGCAAGAACAUACUCCAAAAAUUUGCUGCGGAGAAAGUAGUCGCACAUGUAAUAGUAGAUGCGAGAAUAAGCUCACUCGUAGGGAAAGGAGGAAGCUGCAGAGAAGACAAAAUAAACUUUUAGCCAGGAAAAACGGCGGUAAAAAUGGGCGUCACAUGAAUUGGUUCUGCACAUAUUAUAGGAGAAGUACAUGUUCUCGGGAAGGAAAACGGAGGGGUGAAUAGCAGUGAGCUAUUGAGUGAAAAGCUGAAAUUGUGCAGGAAUUCGAUGAGAGAUUGAGUCGAUGGGAUGUCUAUCAUGAGGCUUCAUCUUUGUCCCUCUUGACGAUCUGCGCUUCAUAGAAAACAACCUGAUGAGAAAAAGCUGUCGCGGAUUUGAUACGUAGUGGUAAUAACACAUACUUUGCAUUCAUUUUCUAUAUUCUCAGGGCUCUUCUGCACAUACACAAGUUAUACAGAAUCUUAACCUUUAUUCUCAGAUGUAUCUAGUCUAGGAUAGAAUCAAACAAUACAGA
This is a messenger RNA of Botrytis byssoidea, 821 nucleotides long. RefSeq lists its product as uncharacterized. The record is from RefSeq and is a predicted model, not a curated record. Bases 1 to 531 code for a protein of 176 amino acids. The transcript is spliced from 2 exons. NCBI's taxonomy places the organism in Eukaryota, Fungi, Ascomycota, Leotiomycetes, Helotiales, Sclerotiniaceae.